AUGAUGAUGGAUUCUGUGAGCCGCCUUCUCGUUGUGAUUCUGGUUGGGGUCUCGUAUGUCGUGCAGACCAUGGCUUUGAAUUGUGUUUACAGUAACAGGAGAUGUUCCUGUGAUCCUUCUGUGACGUUCGUGACAUGUAACGAUCUGGACCAAAUCCCACCUUUGAAUACCGGAGGCAAUGUGACUGAAGUUACAAGUCUCACCUUUCAGGGUGGAAAUAUAACCAGUAUUACAAGAAGCAGUCUACCUUUAGGUCUUACUCAAAUAACAAUAAUUGGAAACCCACUCACUAAUAUUUCUGACGACGCCUUAGAUGCAACUGCAGCAACACUACAAUAUGUGUACAUUGAAGGAGCGGAAUUCAGCAACCUACCGAAAGCACUCAAGAAAGUGACUAACCUGACACAACUGUCGAUUGUCGAUACAGCGAUACAAGACUGGGAUAUUGCCACACUGAAAAAACUUGGUGCUACAGUUUAA
This is a messenger RNA of Candidula unifasciata, 480 nucleotides long. The record is from the annotation of a GenBank genome assembly. NCBI's taxonomy places the organism in Eukaryota, Metazoa, Mollusca, Gastropoda, Stylommatophora, Geomitridae.